CACAGUAUUCAUUAAUCAAGAGUCUUUUGUUGCGAGCUGUGCGUCUUUGCUUAACAAAACCAAAACAAGAAGAACAAACAAUUGCAAAACUUCUUUAUUUUUAAUUAAUUAAAAUGUUGAGUAGACGCAUCAUUUACGUCUUCCUGACGAUCUCAAUAGUAUUAAAUCUUCAAAGUGUUUUACCAUUUUCGCAUGGAAGAAGACAGAACUCUAGGUUUUCUAAAGAUUUUGUGUUGAAUGUGCCCGAAUCUGUUGUUAAUGAGUCAAAUGAAUCAGAAGAAGAAGCCAUCACAAUCAAUACGAGUGGUGAUGAAGAAAUAGUGCAAACAGGAUCUCAAAAAAGGACUAAUGGGAGAUUGUUGGUAGCACGAGAGGAUGCUCAGCUACGAGAAAUCCUCUGUCCGGGAGCCAAUAUACUGUCGAGAUACGACUUAAAAACGGGAAAAUGCUCAGAAAUUGACACACAAGGACAUUGCGGAGAGAAAAUGGUUUUCAAAGAGGAAAUGGACAGUGCGUCGUAUGGAUAUUGUGAAUGCGACUUUGAAAAUCAUGAAGUUCCAUUAGUCUUUCAUCCUUCGUCUAACUCGUGUUAUCCAAUUUAUUCGCAGGGCUACUGUAAGCCUGGCGAAUGGCUAAUCCUCAGCAAAGAAGCACGAGGACCACUUUGUCAAAAAAAUCAAUGCCUCAUUCCACUCCAGCAACGAUUAUCUACCAAAAAUGGACGGCUAUCAUCAAAACUAAUAUUUCCCUGGAUUUGGGAUAUCAGUAGUAGCAGCAGCAUAAUCUCAUCCACGGAAUCUGCUGCUCAUCCUUCUGGCCACGAUCCAGUGAUCAAAAUUAAAGAUAGUCGGAUAAAAUCUGCUCUUCUUGCUCCGAUUCCGCAACGAUUUGUGCCGCUCAACGGAACUGGACCGUGCGUCCUGUUAGGAAGCGGAUCAAAAUUUUGUGACGUUAACGAAAAAGUAAUUAUUGACCGGGAUGAUAUCCUUCCUCGAUGCAGAGUUCCUGGAAAGACGCUCCGACGCUUGUCCAUCAUUCCGAAUGCGUGUCCUCCCGGUAGUUAUUACAGCAUUAUUGGUUACUGUCAGCCAGUUUGGGAUUUUUAACGGGCAUACUCUGGUCAAUUUAUUAUAGUGAUUUCUGAAUAAUUUAUUAUAUUUUUUACCAUUACUGCUGGUCUCAUUACUUAAAUUAUGCACAAUAAAAAAAUUUCGGGUUUUAU
Molecule: messenger RNA, 1222 nt
Organism: Folsomia candida
Lineage: Eukaryota; Metazoa; Arthropoda; Collembola; Entomobryomorpha; Isotomidae
Exons: 3
Coding region: 114-1106 (330 amino acids)
Source: RefSeq, a predicted model, not a curated record